Messenger RNA from Stomoxys calcitrans (stable fly), 2591 nucleotides. It is a transcript of the gene Cdc16, whose product is annotated as cell division cycle protein 16 homolog. Bases 111 to 2306 code for a protein of 731 amino acids. Gene Ontology annotation, biological process: cell division. The transcript is spliced from 10 exons. Lineage: Eukaryota; Metazoa; Arthropoda; Insecta; Diptera; Muscidae. Gene Ontology annotation, molecular function: protein binding. The record is from RefSeq and is a predicted model, not a curated record.
UAAACAAAAGCCGGCUAUAAUUUAGGCGCUAGCAAAAAGAUACGAAAAAAUCGAAUUUAAGCUUAAUAAAAGUAUCAGAACGCCCUAAACGUAACAACUUGGCCAACACCAUGACUGGUGAUAGUGAAAUGCGCAACAACAGCACCAAUGAGAACAAUGGAAGUGCUAUUGAUGUUGAACAUUACCGAAGACUGGUAAAGCAAUUCUGUGAUAUGCGUCGCUAUCAGACCGCAUUGUUUUGGGCGGAAAAAGUCUGUUGUCUGAGUCAAAAUGAUCCCAAAGAUGUGUAUUGUCAGGCACAAUGCAUGUUUUUGUUAAAGGAAUAUCAUCGUGCUGCCCAUACCAUACGUUUGCACAAGUUGGAGAAGACUCAUAUACCCUGCUAUAAUCUGUUGCUGGAAAGCCUUUAUGAGGCCAAGGAGUUUAAUGAGGCUAUUGUUGUCAUUAACACUGUGGAUAUAGAAUAUUUGGCUUCAUCGUUGAUUAAUCAACCUUUGGAUGGUGUGGGCAUGGAAGGACCAAGCAUGUUGUUUGGUGAGGAGAGUGUUAAAAAUGAAAUUUUAGCCUCUAUUAGCUUUCUAAAGGGCAAAAUAUAUGAGGCUAUGGAUAAUCGUGGACUGGCCAUGGAUUAUUAUGUGCAAGCACUACACAAGUCGGUCUAUUGCUUUGAGGCCUUAGAAGCCUUGGUGCAACACGAAAUGCUAAUGGCUUGGGAAGAAAAGGAACUUAUGCAGCACUUGCCUCUGGAGCUGCAGUCCUCUGAACCCGAUGCCAAGUUCAUUACAAAGUUGUAUGAAACUAAACUUAAGAAAUAUUAUGAAUCCAUAGGACCUCACACUAAUGCCGAACAGACACCUAUUGGUAACAUGAGCACUUUGAAAUCUAUAAAAGAGUUAAAUGAAAAAAUCCAAAUGACACGAAACUCUGAUGCAAGCAUACAUAAGAAUAUAUUGCCAAAAAUAAUGACGCCAACACAUGGUCAAAUCAUGUCACCUGCCAAUAAGGUUCUAGAAGAUUUGAAAAUUCCACCAUUUUCCCUGCAAGUCAGCCUGACACGAGCCUCUUCGCUCAUCAAUGACUCACAACGUUCCCAUUCGGAUACACCAAACCGAAAUCGUUCCAAAGAUAAUGCCGAUAGCCCGGGUGCAAUGUUGCUAACCACUUGCAUGCAACGCAUACAAAAGAGUACAGACAUUAUGGCCGCCGAAGCUGAAAAACUUUUCUACGAUUGUGAAUACAAAAAAAGUUUCAAGAUCCUCAAUGAGUUACUUAAGAUUGAUCCCUAUCACAAUGCUGCCUUGACAGUGCAAAUUGGUUGUUUGGUUGAAUUUGGAGACUAUAAUAAAUUAUUUUAUGUAGCCCACAAACUUGUUGAUAGAUAUCCCGACAAAGCAAUUUCAUGGUAUGCCGUUGGCUGCUACUAUGACUUAAUUGGUAAAAGUGAUCCUGCCAGACGUUAUCUAUCGAAAGCAACAUCUUUAGAUAGACUAUAUGGGCCAGCUUGGUUGGCCUAUGGUCACUCUUUUGCAAAGGAAAAUGAACAUGAUCAGGCCAUGGCUGCUUAUUUCAAAGCUACACAACUUAUGCGCGGCUGCCAUUUACCUCUUCUCUACAUAGGUGUAGAAUGUGGUCUAGUUAAGAAUCUGGAGCUGGCAGAAAAGUUUUUCUAUCAGGCCAUGUCUAUAGCACCAUUGGAUGUUUUUGUCCUACAUGAAUUGGGUGUCAUAAAAUAUGAAUACGAAUUCUAUGAAAGUGCCGAAGAGGUGUUUCGCACAACCGCCGAUAUUGUUACAAAUAGGGCGAAACAUAAUAAAGAAGAAGUUUCGUCCAGAUGGGAACCACUGUUUAACAAUUUGGGACAUUGUUGUCGCAAGAAUAAGAAAUACAAGGAAGCUUUGGAAUAUCAUCAAUACGCUCUACUCUUAAAACCCCAAUCAUCUCAAACGUAUACAGCCAUCGGUUUCGUAUAUGCCCUUAUGGGUGAUCUGGAAGAAGCCAUAACAUAUUUCCACAAAAGUUUAGCGCUAAAUCGAGAUUGCAUUGUCACAUCGACCAUUUUAAAGACAUGCAUUGAAGAUUUCAUGGAUGAAGAUUCCAUUAUCGAUGAUAUCUAUGGCAAGAAGUGCGAUAAUAAUUCCUUUUAUAAAAUCUCCAAAAAUGUCUGUCAUUUUCUGCCAAUCGAAGAGGAAGAAUCACCCACCGUUAAAUUCACUGGCAUGAAAUUAAAAUUCGAUGAUGAGGAUAUAUCAACAAAUUCGGAUAAUAUCGAUUCCAAUGUUGUUAUGGAUAUGAGUAUGGAUAUUUAAGAAAACUUGGAAGAGGCUACAAGAAGAAAGAAAGCAGCGGACUGAGAUUUCAUCAACAACAGGGUAAGAAAAUACGAGUUAAACUAAUUUAUUUAUUAAUAUCUGAUGGAAAACUGUGAAAAAAGAGAAGAAGCAAUUAACUGUUAGCCCAUAUUAAGUGAACAGAUUAAAGUGUUUCAGCACUAUCCAUAGAAGAAGAGUACCAGCUUCUAAUGCUACUAAACCUACAUAGAAUUUAAGUUUUGUUUAAUAAAAAAUUGUCACAUGUUUUUUCUUAGCCAUAAA